Molecule: messenger RNA, 2028 nt
Organism: Aspergillus heteromorphus CBS 117.55
Lineage: Eukaryota; Fungi; Ascomycota; Eurotiomycetes; Eurotiales; Aspergillaceae
Exons: 3
Coding region: 1-2028 (675 amino acids)
Source: RefSeq, a predicted model, not a curated record
AUGGGUCCCGCUGCGCGUUACCGACCCAUGUCUCCCAGCGGUUCACGGAUGGGCGACCCCAUGCGGGCCUCCACCGGAACCGUGCAGCUGAGUGCAUCCUACGACCCGUACAACCUCACAACUAGCCGUCCGGCAUACUCGAGCUACCACCCCGACGUGAAGCAUGCUUCAUCCUACGACCCAAGAUCAGCGCGAGAACCGCGGCUGGAAGCCCAGCCGAUUUCCUCCACCACAUACCGCGACCCUGGCCAUUCGACCAAGCUGCGGACCGAGUACGCCAUCCGCCCGAGAGCGCGGAGUAAUACUACAUCGUCGGCAGAGACUCGCUUCCCUCCCGGUCGCUAUGACGCGCCCGCCUCGCCGUUGUCUAGGACGUCGCCAGUCAUAAUCUCCGCCCAUCACCGUUCCCCGAGCCCUCAUCGCGAGCAAGAGCGUUAUGUUGUGCCCGCCUCUUCACACAAGCAUCAUCGGCGGCAUCCCCUCUCACACACUGAUUAUGCCAGUGAUACCGGACGGCUGGACCCGAACGACCGAGAGGCCAGGGCCCGGAUGGCUCAUGGUGCAUACCCCUCGUAUGAGCACAGCCAUCGUUGGCGUUACCCGCCCACUGGGGGUCUCCGGAAAGGACAAGAUAUCGAUGACUAUGAUGCGUAUUCCUAUACCAGUCCGCGAGAGCAAUUUGAGAAAGACUCGGUUGCAAGGCUGCGCCACGACCGGAGCGCCUACCCCAGGGAGAGGCCCCUCAGCCUGACCGGCGUUGAUGACCCCCAGUUGAUGCCCAGGAAGGAGUCUCGAGCCCUGGGACCUCCGCCGUCUCAGAGAGGCUUCGGCAAGCUGGACCAUGGGGGUCGCGUGCGACGCUCUAACUACGGCUCUGCGGACAGUGAUGUGGAUCUUUCCAGUGCCAGGCGGCGGUCCUGGCAGAGAGCCCCCGUUUCUUUGCAUCAGGACGUCGACGAAGGAUAUUCCUCUCAUAGGGAUGACUAUGACCAUGGCCAUCAUCGCCACUACCGACCUAGGCGACAUGAGGAAGAUGUGACUAGUCGACACUCCUAUGACGAUCGUGCGCCUAGGAGAUCCUCCAUUGCCAAGGGUGCCGGGACUUCUGCGCCCGGUACUGGACUGGGUACUGCAGUGCUUGCAAGUGGUUACUCUGACUUUGAGCACGACCGUUCUCGAACGGAUCGCCAUAGGUCCCGGGAGCGGGGAUCUCGUGACCACGAGCACAGGCAGCACCACAGUCGGUCACGGAGACGGUCUAGACGGCGCACUGGGAGUGGUUCAGAUUGGUACAGCUCAGACGAAGACUUGAAGAAGUACCAACGCGAACCAUCCGCACAUAGGAAGCUCAACGGCUCCGAUUUAUCUGCCAGCGGCAGCGACCGCCCGCCCCAGUAUCUGGCAAUUGAUCCCGCCCCUCGCCAUCGGUCCCAUUCGCGACACCGGACUGAGGAGAUGCCGCGUUCUAGGGAGGCUGGCACUCCGGAGGUUUCCAGUCGCCCAGAGGAGCCGGCAAAGGCUGACUCUGUCACUUCCAAAGAUCAGGAAGCACCUGCGCCCAAAGGCAUCCUGAAAGCUCCCCGUGAACGGUUCCCAGAGGAGCCCAACCCCGUUCGAGAGGGUGUGGCCCCAUUGAAAGAUGCGCACAAGAAAGGAAUUCCUCCCGGAGCCAGAUGGACGAAGAUUGACCGCAGGCUGGUUAAUCCCGCAGCAUUGGAGGUGGGACGGGAGCGGUAUGAGGAGCGAUCGGAGUAUGUGAUUGUUUUGCGCGUUUUGACGAAGGAGGAGAUCCAGGCUUAUGCGGUCAAGACGCAAGAGAUUCGAGAUGCCCGAUAUCAAGAAGUUGUAAGGGAGCGGCGUCGGCGACGCGACGAGGACCGCCGUCGUGGACGUACGGUCGACAACUCGUCAAGCGAUGAUGAGGAGGAAGACGCGUCGCCCCUUGCCAUCGAGGGCCCGCCCGACCUGAAGGGCAUGCCCCGGGCCUCAACCGAACCCGCGAAAGCGAAGCAGCAGCCGCCGCAGUAG